AUGCGCAAAACAUUAGUAAACGCACUUAUACAGCCGCACAUCAACUACUGCUCAGCGGUAAUAUAUGGCCUGAGCUCUGUACUUGAUGGUAAGCUUCAACGUCUUGCCAAUAAAGGUAUUCGCUUUGUGCUGGGCCUGCCCUGGGACGCCCAAAUAACGCAGGCCAGAAAAGACCUAAACUGGCUUACUGUCCGCAAAGCUAGAGCUCGGAGUGUGCUGAACAUCAUCUGGGCGGCGAUCCAUGAACAUACUCCUUCGUACCUUGCUGAACUUAUAUCUGUAUACACAUCUGCUCGUGUACUGCGCAAUCAAAGUGCUGCAAUUACUUUGACGGUUCCAAAUCACCGAACGAGCUCAUACAAAGCGGCCUUUGCGGUAACAGCACCUUAUCUCUGGAACAGCCUGCCUGAUGACGUUAAACUUGUACCUGAUUUCGCCAGUUUGUAA
Microplitis demolitor is the source of this 447-nucleotide messenger RNA. RefSeq lists its product as uncharacterized. The transcript has a single exon. The coding region runs from base 1 to 447 and encodes 148 amino acids. NCBI's taxonomy places the organism in Eukaryota, Metazoa, Arthropoda, Insecta, Hymenoptera, Braconidae. The record is from RefSeq and is a predicted model, not a curated record.